AUGAUGGCAAAAAACAGAGAGCCUCGUCCCCCAUCCUAUACCAUCAGUGUAGUUGGACUUUCUGGGACUGAGAAAGACAAAGGUAACUGUGGAGUUGGAAAAUCUUGUUUGUGCAAUAGAUUCUUAUGCUCAAAGGCAGAUGAAUAUUAUCCAGAGCAUACUUCUGUGCUUAGCACGAUUGACUUUGAAGGACGAGUAGUAAACAAUGAUCACUUUUUAUACUGGGGUGACAUAACACAAAAUAGUGAAGAUGGAGUAGAAUGCAAGAUUCAUGUCAUUGAACAGACAGAGUUCAUAGAUGAUCAGACUUUCUUGCCUCAUCGGAGUACGAAUCUGCAACCGUAUAUAAAGCGUGCAGCUGCCACUAAAUUGCAGUCAGCAGAAAAACUGAUGUACAUUUGCACUGAUCAGCUAGGCCUGGAACAAGACUUUGAACAGAAGCAAAUGCCUGAAGGCAAGCUCAAUGUGGAUGGAUUUUUAUUGUGCAUUGAUGUAAGUCAGGGAUGCAAUAGGAAGUUUGAUGAUCAACUUAAAUUUGUAAAUAACCUUUUUGUCCAGCUAUCAAAAUCAAAAAAACCUGUAAUAAUAGCAGCAACUAAAUGUGAUGAAUGUGUGGAUCACUAUCUGAGAGAAGUUCAGGCAUUUGCUUCUAACAAAAAGAACCUUCUUGUAGUGGAAACAUCAGCACGAUUUAAUGUCAACAUUGAGACAUGUUUCACUGCAUUGGUACAAAUGUUGGAUAAAACUCGUGGCAAGCCUAAAAUUACUCCCUAUUUGGAUGCUUAUAAAACACAGAGACAACUUGUUGUUACAGCAACAGAUAAGUUUGAGAAACUUGUGCAAACUGUGAGAGAUUAUCAUGCAACUUGGAAAACUGUUAGUAAUAAUUUUAAAAAUCAUCCUGAUUAUGAAGAAUACAUCAAUUUAGAGGGAACAAAAAAAGCCAGAAAUACAUUUUCAAAGCAUAUAGAACAACUUAAACAGGAACAUAUUAGAAAAAGGAGAGAAGAAUAUAUAAAUACUUUACCAAGAGCUUUUAACACUCUUUUGCCAAAUCUAGAAGAGACUGAACAUUUAAAUUAGUCAGAAGUUUUGAAGUUAAUGGAAAAGAGAGCAGAUUUCCAGUUAUGUUUUGUGGUGCGAAAAACACCUUGGGAUGAAACUGACCACAUAGACAAAAUUAACGAUAGACGGAUUCCAUUUGACCUCCUGAGCACUUUAGAAGCUGAAAAAGUCUAUCAGAACCAUGUACAACAUCUAAUAUCAGAGAAGAGGAGGGUAGAAAUGAAGGAAAAGUUCAAAAAGACUUUGGAAAAAAUUCAGUUCAUUUCACCUGGACAGCCAUGGGAGGAAGUUAUGUGCUUUGUUAUGGAGGAUGAAGCCUUUAAAUAUAUCACUGAGGCUGAUAGCAAAGAAGUAUAUGGUAGGCAUCAGCGAGAAAUAGUUGAAAAAGCCAAAGAAGAGUUUCAAGAAAUGCUUUUUGAGCAUUCUGAACUUUUUUAUGAUUUAGAUCUCAAUGCAACACCUAGUUCAGAUAAAAUGAGUGAAAUUAAUACAGUUCUGAGUGAAGAACCUAGAUAUAAAGCUUUACAGAAACUUGCUCCUGAUAGGGAAUCUCUUCUUCUUAAGCAUAUAGGAUUUGUUUAUCACCCCACUAAAGAAACAUGUCUUAGUGGCCAAAAUUGCACUGACAUUAAAGUGGAACAAUUACUUGCCAGUAGUCUUUUGCAAUUGGAUCAUGGCCGCUUACGGUUGUAUCAUGAUAGUACCAAUAUAGAUAAAGUUAACCUUUUCAUUUUUGGAAAAGAUGGCCUUGCCCAAGAACUAGGAAAUGAAAUACGGACACAAUCUACUGAUGAUGAGUAUGCCUUAGAUGGAAAAAUUUAUGAACUUGAUCUUCGACCAGUUGAUGCCAAAUCGCCUUACUUUUUAAGUCAGUUAUGGACUACCGCCUUUAAGCCACAUGGGUGCUUCUGUGUUUUUAAUUCCAUUGAGUCACUGAAUUUCAUUGGGGAAUUUAUUGGAAAAAUAAGAACUGAAGCUUCUCAGAUCAGAAAAGAUAAAUACAUGGCUAAUCUUCCAUUUACGUUAAUUCUGGCUAAUCAGAGAGAUUCCAUUAGUAAGAGUCUACCAAUUCUCAGGCACCAAGGACAGCAGUUGGCAAAUAAAUUACAGUGUCCUUUUGUAGACGUACCUGCUGGUAGUUAUCCUCGUAAAUUUAAUGAAACCCAAGUAAAGCAAGCCCUAAGAGGAGUACUGGAAUCUGUAAAACACAAUUUGGAUGUGGUGAGUCCAGUCCCCACCAAUAAGGGUAUAUCAGAAGCUGACUUGAGAAUUGUCAUGUGUGCCAUGUGUGGUGAUCCGUUCAGUGUGGAUCUUAUUCUUUCACCUUUCCUUGAUUCUCAUUCUUGUAGUGCUGCUCAAGCUGGACAAAAUAAUUCCCUAAUGCUUGAUAAAAUUAUUGGUGAAAAAAGAAGGCGAAUACAGAUCACAAUAUUAUCAUACCAUUCCUCAAUUGGAGUAAGGAAAGAUGAACUUGUUCAUGGAUAUAUAUUAGUUUACUCUGCCAAACGGAAAGCAUCAAUGGGAAUGCUUCGAGCAUUUUUGUCAGAAGUUCAGGACACCAUUCCUGUACAGCUGGUGGCAGUUACUGAUAGCCAAGCAGAUUUUUUUGAAAAUGAGGCCAUCAAGGAGCUAAUGACGGAAGGAGAACAUAUAGCAACAGAGAUCACUGCUAAAUUUACAGCAUUGUAUUCUUUAUCUCAGUAUCAUAGGCAGACUGAGGUCUUUACUCUGUUUUUUAGUGAUGUUCUAGAGAAAAAAAAUAUGAUAGAAAAUUCCUAUUUGUCUGAUACUACAAGGGAAUCAACACAUCAAAGUGAAGAUGUUUUUCUGCCUUCUCCCAGAGAUUGUUUUCCUUAUAACAACUACCCUGAUUCAGAUGAUGACACAGAAGCACCUCCUCCUUAUAGUCCAAUUGGGGAUGAUGUACAGUUGCUCCCGACUCCUAGUGACCGAUCCAGAUAUAGAUUAGAUUUGGAAGGAAAUGAAUAUCCUAUUCAUAGCACUCCAAACUGUCAUGACCAUGAACGCAACCAUAAAGUGCCUCCACCCAUUAAACCUAAACCAGUUGUACCUAAGACAAAUGUGAAGAAACUGGAUCCAAACCUUUUGAAAACGAUUGAAGCUGGUAUUGGUAAAAAUCCAAGAAAACAGACUUCCCGUGUGCCUAUGGCACAUCCUGAAGAUAUGGAUCCUUCAGAUAACUAUGCUGAACCCAUUGACACAAUUUUCAAACAGAAGGGCUAUUCUGAUGAGAUUUAUGUUGUCCCAGAUGAUAGUCAGAAUCGCAUUAUUAAAAUCCGAAACUCAUUUGUAACUAAUACCCAAGGAGAUGAAGAAAAUGGAUUUUCUGACAGAACCUCAAAAAGUCAUGGGGAACGAAGGCCUUCAAAAUACAAAUACAAAUCUAAAACCUUGUUUAGUAAAGCCAAAUCAUACUAUAGAAGAACACAUUCAGAUGCAAGUGAUGAUGAGGCUUUCACCACUUCUAAAACAAAAAGAAAAGGAAGACAUCGUGGAAGUGAAGAAGAUCCACUUCUUUCUCCUGUCGAAACUUGGAAAGGUGGUAUUGAUAAUCCUGCAAUCACUUCAGACCAGGAGUUAGAUGACAAGAAAAUGAAGAAGAAAACACACAAAGGAAAAGAAGAUAAAAAGCAGAAAAAGAAAACUAAGACUUUCAAUCCACCAACACGUAGAAAUUGGGAAAGUAAUUAUUUUGGAAUGCCUCUCCAGGAUCUGGUUACAGUUGAGAAGCCCAUACCUCUAUUUGUUGAAAAAUGUGUGGAAUUUAUUGAAGAUACAGGGUUAUGUACUGAAGGACUCUAUCGUGUUAGUGGAAACAAAACUGAUCAAGACAAUAUUCAAAAGCAGUUUGAUCAAGAUCAUACUAUCAAUCUAGUGUCAAUGGAAGUAACAGUAAAUGCCGUAGCUGGUGCUCUUAAAGCAUUCUUUGCAGAUCUGCCAGAUCCUUUAAUUCCAUAUUCUCUUCAUCCAGAGCUUUUGGAAGCAGCAAAAAUUUCGGAUAAAACAGAACGACUUCAUGCAUUGAAAGAAAUUGUUAAGAAAUUCCAUCAUGUAAACUAUGAUGUAUUCAGAUAUAUAAUAACACAUCUAAACAGGGUUAGUCAGCAAAAUAAAAUCAACCUAAUGACAGCAGACAACUUAUCCAUCUGUUUUUGGCCAACUUUGAUGCGACCUGAUUUUGAAAAUAGAGAGUUUCUGUCUCCCACUAAGAUUCAUCAAUCUGUUGUUGAAACAUUCAUUCAACAGUGUCCGUUUUUCUUUUACAAUGGAGAAAUUGUAGAAACUGCAAACACUGUGGCUCCUCCACCCCCUUCAAACCCAGGACAGUUGGUGGAACCAAUGGUACCACUUCAGUUACCACCACCAUUGCAACCUCAGCUGAUACAACCACAAUUACAGACGGAUCCUCUUGGUAUUAUAUGA
Molecule: messenger RNA, 4509 nt
Organism: Chrysochloris asiatica (Cape golden mole)
Lineage: Eukaryota; Metazoa; Chordata; Mammalia; Afrosoricida; Chrysochloridae
Product: rho GTPase-activating protein 5-like
Biological process (GO): signal transduction
Source: RefSeq, a predicted model, not a curated record